CCGCGGGACCCGCGGGCAGCGGAGCGGGAUGAACGAAGACUUCCCCAGCUGAGCUCUCCUGAGCCAAGAGCCGCGUGUGGGGAGGCACCAAAUGGUCUCUGUGAGCUGCCAGGACCUGCUGCCCUCCCUGACCAGCCCUUCCCUGCUCGAGAGCUUGGCCAGUGCCCUGCAGUGCAGGAUGCCACCGUCCCUCCUGCCAGGACACGGCGGUGACAGGACAUGUGGCCACCCAGAGGGCUCUGGGGAUGUCCUGGCAGGCAGCACUGGCCACUCUGAGCCUGCCCCACUGUUCAGUGCCAAGGAGGAGCCCCCCAAAGCUCAGCUUAUCGAGGCUCAGCUCAGGCUGCCUGACUUCUGCCUCUCCCAGGAGUUCAUCCCCACGCUGGAGGAGAUCGAGGAGUUCCUCAGGGAGAAGGCAGAGCUCGCCAGGGAUGAAGCAGGAGAUCCUCACCCCGCGGGGUGGAAAGUGGAGAGCAAAGCUGAGCUCGGCUCUGGGGCACAGCUCACCCCCAGAGAGCACCAUGGAGGAGAAGGACACGUCCCAAACUCUUUGGGGACAGCUGCUGGUGACCAGGCAGUGGCUGCUGGCAGCAUUCCCGUGCUCCUGCAGCUCCAGCCUCUCCCGAUGGACAGCAUCACCCCCCCGGCCCAGCCUGGGGGCGUCAGGGUGGCUCAGCUGCUCAUCAGCCUGCAGAGCCCAAACCUCCCUCAGCUCCAACCCCCUGGCACCAUCCUGGACCAAAAAUACGUCAGAAUCGCCCCCCUGCCGGUGGCCACGGGCCCGGGGGACGGGCAGGAGGAGGCAGAGGCAGCCCCCAGGUGCCAGCAGGGUCCCCCUGCCCUGCUCCGCAGCCACCGCUGCUCCCACCCCGGCUGUGGCAAGGUUUAUUCCAAGAGCUCGCACCUGAAGGCUCAUUUCCGCCGGCACACGGGCGAGAAACCCUACACCUGUGCCUGGCCCAACUGCGGCUGGAGGUUCUCCCGCUCGGAUGAGCUCUCCCGCCACAAGCGCUCCCACUCCGGGGUCAAGCCCUACCAGUGCACGGCCUGUGAGAAGAAGUUUGCCCGCAGUGACCACUUGGCCAAGCACCUGAAGAUCCACCGGGGGCAGCCCUGCAGCCCACGGACACUUCCAGGGCCGAGCAGGAGUUAAUU
This is a messenger RNA of Sturnus vulgaris (Common starling), 1155 nucleotides long. RefSeq names its product Krueppel-like factor 15. NCBI's taxonomy places the organism in Eukaryota, Metazoa, Chordata, Aves, Passeriformes, Sturnidae. The record is from RefSeq and is a predicted model, not a curated record. Gene Ontology annotation, molecular function: RNA polymerase II cis-regulatory region sequence-specific DNA binding; DNA-binding transcription factor activity, RNA polymerase II-specific. Gene Ontology annotation, biological process: regulation of transcription by RNA polymerase II.